This is a messenger RNA of Phodopus roborovskii (desert hamster), 2224 nucleotides long. RefSeq names its product chromogranin B (gene Chgb). Lineage: Eukaryota; Metazoa; Chordata; Mammalia; Rodentia; Cricetidae. The record is from RefSeq and is a predicted model, not a curated record. The transcript is spliced from 5 exons. Gene Ontology annotation, cellular component: secretory granule. Bases 66 to 2087 code for a protein of 673 amino acids.
CACAGCUGCUCUGCGGAGCCCUCACCCGCUGUGAUCCUCCUGGCACGCAGCUGGCGAGCGGGGCCAUGCAGACCACCGCCGUGCUCCUCGGCCUCCUGGGCGCUGCAGCUCUGGCCGCUGUCGGCUCAGCUCCAGUGGAUAACGGGAAUCGCAAUGAGGAAAUGGUGACUCGCUGCAUUAUUGAAGUCCUCUCAAGUGCCCUGUCCAAGUCCAGUGUUCCAACUGUUACCCCUGAGUGCCGGCAAGUCCUGAAGAAGAGUGGGAAAGAGGUCAAAGGUGAAGAAAAGGGUGAAAAUGAGAACACAAAGUUUGAAGUACGAUUACUAAGAGACCCAGCUGAUGCCCUGGUAGCCCACUGGUCUUCCAGUAGGGAGGGAACAGGAGCUCCAGUAGAAGAUGCUCAAGGCAAGGUAGACAAUGAGAAAUGGACAGAAGGAGGAGGACACAGCCGAGAGGGAGUGGAUGAAUCCCAGGAAAGCCUCCAUCCUUCCAACCAACAAAUGUCCAAAGAAACAAAGAUACACCAUUUGGAAGAGAGUGGGGGAGAGGAAAGGGAGCAAGGAGAAGACAAGACUUAUCCAAAAGGAGAGCACAGGGAAGAUGCUGGUGAAGAAAGACACCUCCAAGUUCCAGGAGAGAAACAGAGUACCUUCUCCAACAAAAUAAGCGACGCUAUGUCUAAGAAAAAAGAGGAGUCCAUGGCUAGAGCAGAUACACACUCUAUGGGCCUCUAUGAGAAGACACACAGCAGGGAGCAAGGCAGUCAGGAGAGUGGAGAGGAGGCCAGGAGGCAGGAGAAACAACCCCAGGAGCUUAGCAGCCACGACCAGAGCGAGGAAUCCGAGGAAGAUGAGGAAGACAUAGCCUCUGAAGUAGCCAAACGACGGCCCAGACACCACCAUGGGAGAAGCCGGCCCAACAAGCCCUCUCAAGAAGAGCAUCCUGUGUUGGAGGAGAGGGGACAUGCCUCUGAGGAGUCGGAGGAGGCAGGUGUGGCCACAACCAGUUUAGGGGAAAAGAGGGGCCACCAUCCAACCCACUACAGGGCUUCACAGGAAGAACCUGAAUACGGGGAAGAAAUGAGAAGUUACCCAGGUUCCCAGGUUCCCAAGGGCCUUCGGGGACCACAAUAUGGCGGCAGAGGAAGUGAAGCGGACAGAGUUCCCAGGCCUCAGAGUGAAGAGAGCCAGGAAAAAGAGUACCAGAGAGGCCACCCCAACUCUGAACUUGAAAGCAUGGCAAACAGACACGGUGAAGAAACUGAGGAAGAGAGGGGCUAUGAGGGGACAAAGGGACGCCAACACAGAGGCAGGGGAGGUGUGCCAGGGGUCUAUUCUGCUCUUGACAGCAGAGAAGAGAAAGGGCUCCUGGGUGAAGGACAUUACCCUGUUCACGAAGGUCCUAUAGAUAAACCAAAAAGAUAUCCACAAAGCAAAUGGCAGGAGCAGGAGAAAAACUACCUCAACUAUGGAGAGGAAGGGGACCAAGGGAAAUGGUGGCAACAGGAAGAGCUGCUAGACCCAGAAGAAAGCAGGGAGGAAGUGAGGUUUUCAGACAGGCAAUAUGCACCCUAUCCCAUUCCUGAAAAGAGGAAGAGGUUGGGGGUGCUGCUUAACCCCUACUUUGACCCUCUCCAGUGGAAGAACAGUGAUUUUGAGAAAAAAGACAACCCAGAUGACAAUUUUCUUGAGGGUGAAGGUGAAGAUGGAAAUGGGUUGACCCUGGCUGAGAAGAAUUUCUUCCCAGAGUACAACUAUGACUGGUGGGAGAAAAGGCCCUACUCAGAGGAUGUCAACUGGGGAUAUGAGAAGAGAGGCUAUGCCAGGGAUCCUCAUCUGGACUUGAAAAGGCAAUACGAUGGAGUGGCUGAGCUGGACCAGCUCCUUCACUACAGGAAGAAGUCAGCUGAAUUUCCCGACUUCUAUGACUCAGAGGAGCAGAUGGGGCCUCACCAGGAGGCAGAAGAUGAAAAGGGCAGGGCUGACCAGAGAGUUAUGACUGAGGAAGAGAAAAAGGAACUGGAGAACUUGGCUGCCAUGGAUCUGGGACUGCAGAAGAUAGCGGAAAAGUUCAACCAGAGGGGCUAACAGUUGGAGAGACAGGCUGUUCACCAAAAGACGCCAUUGACUCACCCAAAGGCAGAAAGCAGAAUUUACUAUUUAUUAAAUGUUUGUUGCAGUUGGAAAUACCAUUUAUCUUUGCCAGAAUGCUAAUGCUAUGUGAC